AUGUCUGUCCAUCUCAUCCCCAACAACGCGUUGGGUUUCAACAGACCUUUUACGCAGCUCGUCAAGCAAGUCCUGACUAUCACGAACAAAAAUGCUCAGCCUGUGGCAUUCAAAGUUAAGACCACUGCGCCCAAGUUGUACUGCGUACGACCAAACUCUGGCAGGAUAGAGCCUGGUGAAAGCGUCGAUGUCUCCGUAAUGCUACAACCGAUGAAAGACGAACCACCUUUGUCGACCAAGUGCAAGGACAAGUUCCUAAUUCAAAGUACCCUCAUCACACCCGAAAAGGAGACCAGAGACCUACAGGAAUUCGUAAGUCUUUCCUCUGGAAUGCUCAAGCAGGGCGCUGGAGACGAGUGGAAAGUUUAUCAACAAAAACUCCGUGUCGUGUACCUCCCGCCCGAAGGUCAAACUGUUGAAGAGGAGGAAGAAGAACCCCCUGUGCUUCCCCGCCCUUCUGUAGAGCCCGCUGGUGGACCAUCUACAUAUGCAACUCUGAGGGAUGCAGAGCCACGCAUUACUCCACCUAUACCAGAAUUCACUUAUGGUGACGCAGUUCAAGUUGCACCGCUCGUGCAAUCUCGGCGCCCGCCCACGCCGCCUGCACCAGAGCGAGAAGUGAACAGUUCUCAAGAGAAUGGUUCUUAUCGGGAUGAACUUGACUUCCAGAGAUCUACUAGUGGCGGAGUUGGCGUCGUCAACGUCAACGUGCAUUCGUCGUCACCGCCACCCUCACCUCCAGCUGCACGGGUGCCCUCUAUCAACCAAGACUUGGAAUUGAAGUAUAUCGCAGCUCAGGACGAGAUACAACGACUUCGGGAUCUCCUUGCGGCUGUGCCUGAUCCGAGCUCUCUAGCGCCAGAGUCUAUUGCGCCUACCUCGAUCGCUCCUUCGGACUUCCGAAGGCGACAUACAUCUGCGCUCUCAGACGAUGGAGAGACGUAUGCUGGAUCUGACGUCGGCACCAUGGUGGAGCAUGAAAGCGUUAUCCACCAGGAAGGCGUUCCACUACAGGUGGUUGUUAUUAUCGCGCUUGGCGUUUUUAUCACAACGUAUCUAUUUUUCUAA
Suillus fuscotomentosus is the source of this 1068-nucleotide messenger RNA. Its product is annotated as PapD-like protein. The coding region runs from base 1 to 1068 and encodes 355 amino acids. The record is from RefSeq and is a predicted model, not a curated record. Gene Ontology annotation, cellular component: plasma membrane; endoplasmic reticulum membrane. Gene Ontology annotation, biological process: endoplasmic reticulum membrane organization. NCBI's taxonomy places the organism in Eukaryota, Fungi, Basidiomycota, Agaricomycetes, Boletales, Suillaceae. The transcript is spliced from 6 exons. Gene Ontology annotation, molecular function: FFAT motif binding.